Messenger RNA from Zeugodacus cucurbitae (melon fly), 2589 nucleotides. RefSeq lists its product as uncharacterized. Gene Ontology annotation, cellular component: cytoplasm. NCBI's taxonomy places the organism in Eukaryota, Metazoa, Arthropoda, Insecta, Diptera, Tephritidae. The record is from RefSeq and is a predicted model, not a curated record. The coding region runs from base 3 to 1052 and encodes 349 amino acids. The transcript has a single exon.
UAAUGCCGUCGUGGCUAGUAAUAGGUGUUUCAGGUGUAACAUGUGGUGGUAAAACAACCUUGGCUCAUCGCUUGCGGGACUACUUUCAACAGUCACGCGGUGGUUCUCUGUGGAAUACCCCCUACAUUGUCGGUGAUGUACAACUUAUAUCGCAAGAUGAUUACUUCCUGCCAGUCUUCGAUUUACGACACAAGUGGAAUGAAAAGUUGAACGUGAUAAACUUCGAGCUGUUAAGCUCACUCGAUAUGAAACAGAUGCUCUCCGACAUAGCAUGGACAAUGAAAGGACGUAAUUUGGCUACUGAUCCAAUGGAAUAUGUUGAUUAUAUAAACGAAAUGUCCAUGUCGACGAACUUCGAGCAUUAUGGGCAACCAGUUACGCAACAUAUGUACCAUCCAAAUAACUAUAAAGUUAAUCAAUGUGGCUUGACAGCGCGACAUCAAAAUCAACCACAAUAUCAACACAACCAAUAUCAACAUCAUCAUUGCCAACAACAUCAACAUCAUGGACACAUUAAUUUAAAUGCUAAUGCCGCACAUUCUUCCCACAUUAUGCGUAUUAAUUCACAAUUGGCGCAUAUGCGUGACAACAAAAUCAAUCUGCUUAUCAUAGAAGGCUUUACCAUAUUCAAUCAGCCGGAAUUGUUAACAUUAUGUAAUAUUAAAUUCCAUUUUCAUUUGCCCUAUGAAAAAUGCUAUGAACGUCGUCAGAAACGCACUUAUGAUCCACCUGAUGUGACGGGAUAUUUUGAAAUAUGUGUAUGGCCACAUUAUGAGAAGAAUUUCAACGAGAUCCGCGAUCGACAGGAUAUUACCUUCCUAAAUGGUGAAUUAAGCAAAGAACGCAUUUUCAAAUUUGCGCUGCAAAAGAUAGCCAACUACUUUGAGGAACGCUGUGAUGUAGCCUGUCCGCCACCACAAAAGCUGCUAGGCAUACCGAGUUGUUUGGCAAGUGGCCACAUGGGUAAUGAGAGUUGUGCUAGCAGUAGUACACGUUUAGUAGCCGGCAUUAGUGGUAAUGUGUCCAAAACCAGCCCUAUGGAACAACAGUAAACUAAUGGGGGGGAAUUUAUUUUGAAAUUCUCUAGUAUAAAAGCUUAUUACAAUUGUAAAAAUUUUCUAAAAUUUACAUUAAUUUAUUACUAUUACUAAUGCACCGAAAUUUUACAAUGUAAGCAUGUUGUUUAAGAAAUGAGCGACCAGUUUCUAGUUUUAAUAAAGUUGCAGGCUUUUUGAAUAUACAAAUUGUAAAAACUCCCAGAUUUAUACGGAUUGUAUAUGUAUGUAUAUUAAAGAUGAACCAUCGUACCUUGUACUCACUAUGUAAUUUUGCGUACAAAAAUAUUAAAUAAUUCUGAUCUAUGUAAAUAAACUAUAAAUUAUUGAAAAGAUAUGUGAAUAAAAAAUUAUAUUAUAGUGGAUAUAACAAAAAUCGAUUUGUUUUUUUUUAUUAUUAUAUUUAUCUAAUCAAGAACACUUAAUCGCUGCGAAUUAUAGCUAUUGUGCGUAUUGAAUUUUUUUUUUUUUUGCAGUUGUGUGGAUGAAGCCGGUACUUAUACAAAUUCCACUUAAAUAUUUCUCUUUUUUCCAUAUUUACCUUAUCUCUGCGCAUAUAAGCCCGCCAACUUGAAUUUCGUAAUAUAACACUUACGUAUUUGUCUCUAAUAAUGUUCUGUUUAUUAAUCUCGUCUGAAUUAUAAAUAUUUCAUAUUUUUAUUGGUUUGCUACACUUGUAAUUAUUAUCCAAUACAUUGCGAAAUUGGUUAUAAUUGUAUAUAUAUAUAUAUUUGUUUAAACUUGCUAUCAUACGAUUUUUUUUGUUAUUAUAUUUGUAUAAAGUGAUCAUACUACAAUGGUAUUCAAUUUCAAUGCAUGCCCUUACUAAUGUAUGUAUGUAUGUAUAUUUAGAAUCUACUAAAUUAAUUGUUUUCAGUUUACAUACAUAUUUAUGUAUGCUGAGUGGGGUGACUACGACUUAAAUACAAACAUUUUGUUAAUUAUUCAGUUAAGUUUCUAGUGCUAGUAUGCUUUAUAACAAUUAUUGUAUAUAUGUUUGUAUGUAGAUGUAUGCAUGAGUGUAUAAUCAUGUAAUGUAGUUUUAUAUGCGAGUCUUGCGCAUAAGCUGUAUAAACACCAAUUACUUGGUCAAAAAGCGACUGCAAAACAACACGACUUGGAUGACGAUGAAAAUGGUGACGUAGCCAAUACUUGUAUUAGGCGUAAUUGCUUUUCCAUUUUAUUUCUAAUGCAGUAAAAACUAGCAAUUAUUUUGCGUUUGUUAUGAUUAUUUUUGCAAUUGAAUUGUGGAUUUUUCAGAUUCAGAUUCAAAUUUUCAACACUUUCACGAUUUACAAAUGUACGUUUAUAACUCGCUAUGACAAAAUUAUGUUUGUAAGUAUUCGAUUUCGACGUGCACUUAUGUUUAACUAUGUAUCUGUGUGUAUUCUAGUAGUUAAGCUUUAUGUAUUAGUCAAUAAUUUCAGUUUUUACUCCGCACACUGCUUGCAUGUAUGACGAGAAGUGUCAGUUUGCUUUCCACUUACAACGCAUCCCAGUCGAUUUGAUUGUUGUAAACUUCCUCUUCUAACCA